This is a messenger RNA of Alternaria triticimaculans, 1263 nucleotides long. RefSeq lists its product as uncharacterized. The coding region runs from base 1 to 1263 and encodes 420 amino acids. The transcript is spliced from 2 exons. Lineage: Eukaryota; Fungi; Ascomycota; Dothideomycetes; Pleosporales; Pleosporaceae. The record is from RefSeq and is a predicted model, not a curated record.
AUGGCUCUAGAGCCCUCUGAUGCAACCCUCGCUACUCUUACACCAAACCCAGAUCUUAAUGUUGACUGCCCAUUUCCACCCCCAAGCCCAGAUAUCAACAUCACAGAAGCUAUCGCACGAAACGAUCUAGCUAUCCUCCCACCUCUACCCUUCCAAACCCACGAUGAAAUCGAAGACCUAGACCCAACCUACCCAAACUACCGCGCGGCAGCAAUCCGUUACUACACCCUCUCCCCCAGCGGCACACUAACCCAAGAAACUCACCCCACCCCCGUAUCCCGUAUUUCCGUCCUCCUCUCCCUAGAAUACUUCUACACCCUCCGCAAACACCUCACGACCCCUUCAAACGUCCCCUGGGAAGACACUGUCACCGACGUAGUAGCCCCCAAUGCACACACCCAAAGCGACUCGCGCAGAGACUACAGCUUCGAGGGCGAAGCCCUGGAGGCUGUAACGCGUAAGUUGUCUUCCUUCACGGAGUUGGAAAGAGUGCAAAACGAGUUUGCCAUGCACCACAUCGCCAUCAAUGAAAACCUCCGUGCUGUGAAUAGUGGUUGGGCGUGUCAGUCUUUUGGCCUACCGGAUCCCAUGGGUGCCGCGAGUGAUAUCAGACACGACAGGAACUUCUUCGCGCACAGUUUUCCUACCCCAAUGGGUAGAGGGAUUCAGUUGGAGUGGGCGAUUAAGAGAAAGGCGGAAGUGUAUGAGAAAUUGUUGGGGCUCGUAGAGCAUGGUGUUUGUAAUCUGCAGGGGCAACUAGAUGAUCCGGAGAUUUGGGUUUCGCCGCAGGUUAUAGGGAAGGAGAGACUCGAGAGGGAGGCGCGGGAAGAGGAUGGGAGGCUGGAUAGGGAGGGUGUGGAGCAUGAGAAUUACAAAGAGGGUGAGUACGAGCAGGAAGAGGAGGUAGAGUGGAUUGAGGUGCCUCAGUCAACCUUCUCGCGUGUCUUCGACAGCCUAGGCGGCAACGCAGUCUUCCGGUAUUGCUUUCGUUUCGGGAUCGUGCGUAGGGCUGGUUGGAUGUUGUUCGAUUGGUUGGGUGAGAUGCUGGCGGAGGCUGACGCUGUUGCUUUACGCAGGGCUGAAGAAGAGAACGCUGGGAGAUAUGGUGAAGGAGACAACUGCGGGAGUCACGAGUACAAGAGUGAAAAUGACGACGGUAGGAGUCAAGAGUACAGAAAUGAAAACAACGAAGGCUAUGGGAGCCAGGAUAUAGACGCGCCUCCGUCACGGCCGGAUAGUGGUUGGGGUGACCCGCAAUGGUAG